AGUAGUAGUAGUAGUAGUAGUAGUAGUAGUAGUAGUAGUAGUAGUAGUAGUAGUAGUAGUAGUAGACUCGCGCAGCAUCUGCCGCACUCUCCUUCUCGCCUACCUUGAUUCGGUGUCCAGACAUACUCAAGAAGACCGAGUCAGUGGUUGAUACAUCUGCAGGUUUCUAUGUCGCUGUUAGUCACUGUCUACUUGGUACAGGACACUUCCUGGCGCUCCCGAUCCCACUCAGUAGUGCUCAGUCUUCACGCUAUUCUACGCCUGCAUGAUCUGGUCCUCCGUGAGGAGGGCUUUUAAUGCAACGCCUGGGUUCUCCCAUUCUGGGUUGUGUGUGAAAAGUUUACCCAGGUACAGUUUUUCCACUUGCUCCCUGAUGGACUGACUUCAACGCGGUCCUCAUGGCGGCACAUCUCUACGCCGUUUCCUUUCCUGCGCCUGCUGUCUUGUCUACCUCCUUUACCGCUCGGAAUAUCCGCCUCAUCACUCUAGAUCUCCCCUCGACUGACAGUUUUGUCUCAUUCUAAACGGUAGAGUCUCGGGUUCGGACACGUUCAGUCAUUCCAAACCUAGCUUCCGUCACAGUAACUGUUAAAGUAUAGCCAUCCCUCAUUGGCUGUUUCCCUCUGGCCAAUAGGAGCGCUGACAGCGUAACAUUGCAUCCCUGCAUCACUUGUUGCCCCAAAUCCCCCUCCCCCUCGAACUCACUUUAUUCCCACUCCGUCUCUCCUUUUUGUCUCAUAACAGUUGCAGCAGGAACGAAUUGUGGAGGAAGCGACCUCCGCGCGUCUGCAGAGUCUCACUGCCCAGGUGGCAGAACUCUCACGUGAUCUGGUCGCCGCUCGAGAACUCUGCUCCCAGUUGGAGAAGAAACGAGAGGCCAGCGAACGGGAGACCGCAAAGUUCGCUGGCGAGGCGGAGACGGCUCACUGUCAGAUCUCCGCUCUCAGACAAGAACUUGACAGCCUACGUUUCGAGGUUCGUGCUUUGGCCAGUGAACACAGCCCCUCUCUAUCUGCAUCAUUUUUUUUGGUUAUCCGGAGUAUACGGCGUUUGCUCCCCUCCUCGUGGUCUUCUGUAACACUCAUGCAGCAUUUUGGCGGUUAG
Molecule: messenger RNA, 1104 nt
Organism: Spirometra erinaceieuropaei
Lineage: Eukaryota; Metazoa; Platyhelminthes; Cestoda; Diphyllobothriidea; Diphyllobothriidae
Source: the annotation of a GenBank genome assembly